Limulus polyphemus (Atlantic horseshoe crab) is the source of this 1717-nucleotide messenger RNA. It is a transcript of the gene HDAC1, whose product is annotated as histone deacetylase 1. The record is from RefSeq and is a predicted model, not a curated record. Gene Ontology annotation, molecular function: histone deacetylase activity. Lineage: Eukaryota; Metazoa; Arthropoda; Merostomata; Xiphosura; Limulidae.
AGACCACACAAAGCAACUCAAGAAGAAAUGACAAAAUAUCACAGUGAUGAUUACAUCCGUUUUCUCCGUAGUAUAAGGCCAGAUAACAUGUCAGAAUAUAAUAAACAAAUGCAAAGAUUUAAUGUGGGUGAAGACUGCCCGGUAUUUGACGGAUUGUAUGAAUUUUGUCAGUUGUCUACAGGAGGGUCGGUCGCUGGAGCUGUUAAACUUAACAAGCAAGCUGCAGAUAUUGCUAUUAACUGGGCUGGUGGUCUUCACCAUGCUAAAAAGUCAGAAGCUUCUGGAUUUUGCUAUGUAAAUGACAUAGUUCUUGCCAUUCUGGAACUUCUUAAAUAUCAUCAGAGAGUUUUGUACAUAGACAUAGAUAUUCAUCAUGGUGAUGGAGUAGAAGAAGCUUUCUAUACAACAGACCGAGUAAUGACUGUCUCUUUUCAUAAAUAUGGAGAGUACUUCCCUGGAACAGGAGAUCUUAGAGAUAUUGGUGCUGGAAAAGGAAAGUAUUAUGCUGUGAACUUCCCACUUCGUGAUGGUAUUGACGAUGAUUCGUAUGAAAGCAUAUUUCAGCCUCUGGUAUCUAAAGUCAUGGAAAUGUACCAACCAAGUGCUGUGGUUCUUCAGUGUGGAGCAGAUUCUUUAUCAGGGGAUCGACUGGGAUGUUUCAAUUUGACCCUGAAAGGUCAUGGAAAGUGUGUAGAGUUUGUUAAGAAGUACAGCAUGCCCAUGCUCCAGUUAGGUGGAGGAGGCUACACAAUCCGGAAUGUUGCCCGCUGUUGGACAUAUGAAACCUCAGUUGCUUUAAACCAAGAUAUUGCAAAUGAACUUCCAUACAAUGACUAUUUUGAGUACUUUGGACCAGACUUUAAGCUGCACAUCAGCCCAUCAAACAUGGCGAACCAGAAUACUCCUGAAUACCUAGAGAAAAUCAAAACUAGGUUAUUUGAAAACCUGAGAAUGCUACCUCAUGCCCCAGGAGUCCAAAUGCAGCCCAUCCCUGAAGAUACAAUAGACCAAGAAAGUGAAGAUGAGGAUAAACAGGAUCCGGAUGAGAGAAUUAGUAUUAGAGCAUCAGACAAAAGAAUUGCUCGAGAUGAUGAAUAUUCUGAUAGUGAGGAUGAAGGUAAUGGGCGACGCAAUAUCCAGUCUCAUCGACCUAAAAAGAAACACAAAGGAGAAGAAAUUGGAGAUAUAGACAAAAGUGAUAAAGAAAAGGAGGGCUCUUUGAAAAAAGAAGAGGAAAAUAAAGGCAAGGAUGAGAAAAAACUUGAAAAUGCUGCUGGGAAACAAGAUGUUAAAAUUGAAACCCUAUAUGUUAUUGUAACAAAGUUAGUUACUUCAUUGUUUAUGUACUACAUUUUAAUGUUUGUUUUUACUUCACAGACUAGAACAAAGUUUUGACCCCCUGGAGGGAAUUUUGUGGAUAUCAUGAUCCAGGUUCGUUAGUGUCAUCACUCUCUGACAGUGUACAGUUGUUACAAAACUGUCAUUUUAAUACUUUUACUUGAAUUAUUUAAUAUACUUGUCCAUACUUUGUCAUUUUGUAGUGUUUUUCUGUAAUCUUUUUAAUAGACUGUUCUACCUCGGUAGGCAAGGUUUAGUGUGUUUGUGUGUCAAGAGAGUGAAAAAAUGAAAUUGUGUCCCAGAUAUGUGAAGUCAUCAUUUCUGUCUCAUUAUGAGAACCCAUACCAAACAACUGUCAUAAUAAAGUGUAUAUUUGGAA